AUGGUAUUGUUGCGGAAUGAAAACACACCACCAAUGCACUGGCGUCUAGGAAGAGUUGUCGCCGUAUAUCCAGGAAAGGAUGGAUUAAUAAGGGUCAUAGAUGUAAAAACAUCGAAUGGAGUUCUUCAACGCAGUCUGCCCAAAAUAUGGUGUAUUGAUUGUACCCAUAUACGCAUUGCAAAUCCUGGACGGAAUUAUGGAGAAGUAUUUCGGAAUAGAAAAGGAUGGUUUUCUUUAAAUGUACAGGUAUAUUUUUUCAAGUUGGACCCCAACGAAAAAAUUCUUGAUAUUGUUGUCAGGCAUCCAGGUUCAACUCACGAUGCCGUGAUAUUUGAUCGAAGCGGUCUGCGCUGUCGUUUCGAGCUGGAACGCCUGGAUGGAAUUCUACUUGGUGAUAGUGGAUAUGUGUGCCGCAGCUAUCUAUUGACACCUGUUUUAAGACCUGAGACAGACGCAGAAGUUCGGUACAAUACUGCGCACAAGAAAACGCGAGUUACCGUCAAACAGUUAUUGGGAUGUUGGAAACAUCGAUUUCCAUGUCUAUAUUAUGGCUUACGCACAAAGUUGAGCACAUCAGUGUCAAUUAUUUGCGCCACCGCCGUUUUGCACAAUGUGUGCAUUAAAUACAAUUUAGGCGAAGUGAUUAAAGAAGAAUUUAAUGAACCUAUAUUUGAGAACAUUGUAAAUCGAGAACAAGAUGGAAUAGGACUUAAUGAAACUCCCGCUGCUGCUCAGAAAUAA
Molecule: messenger RNA, 741 nt
Organism: Trachymyrmex cornetzi
Lineage: Eukaryota; Metazoa; Arthropoda; Insecta; Hymenoptera; Formicidae
Product: putative nuclease HARBI1
Exons: 4
Coding region: 1-741 (246 amino acids)
Source: RefSeq, a predicted model, not a curated record